This is a messenger RNA of Penicillium argentinense, 1317 nucleotides long. Its product is annotated as aminotransferase-like domain-containing protein. The transcript is spliced from 3 exons. The coding region runs from base 1 to 1317 and encodes 438 amino acids. Gene Ontology annotation, biological process: biosynthetic process. Gene Ontology annotation, molecular function: L-2-aminoadipate:2-oxoglutarate transaminase activity; pyridoxal phosphate binding. The record is from RefSeq and is a predicted model, not a curated record. NCBI's taxonomy places the organism in Eukaryota, Fungi, Ascomycota, Eurotiomycetes, Eurotiales, Aspergillaceae.
AUGACUGUGCCCACCGAACCCGUUGAUCUGCUUACCGGCUGGCCCAACCCCGCGCUGCUCCCCGCCCCCGAUCUGCUCCGCUCCGCCACGACGGUGCUGACCACACCCGCCAUCGCCAAUCCCGGCUUGCUGUAUGGGCCCGAUGAGGGUUAUGAGCCUCUUCGUGUCCACGUCGCCAAGUGGUUGGGCGCUUUUUAUCGCCCCCACCACUCGAUUACGCCUCGCCGCAUCUGCAUCACCGGCGGGGCCAGCCAGAGCCUCGCUGGCAUCCUUCAGGUCUUCACCGACCCCGUCUAUACACGCAACAUUUUCCAGGUCGACCCAACCUACCACCUGGCCGGCCGCAUGUUCGACGAUGCCGGCUUUGCCAGCAAGGUCCGCCGCGUCCCCGAGGACGACCAAGGCAUCGAUUUAGAUUAUCUGGAGAACGCGCUGCGGGCCGCCGAAGAAAAGGCCGUGGCCGAAAACAAUACGGAACCGAAAAUCAAGCCUCCGCGGCCUUGGCGAAAGAUCUACAAGUAUCUCAUCUAUGCCGUCCCCACCUUCUCCAACCCGGCCACCAAGAUCAUGUCCCUGGACCACCGCGAGCGCCUCGUUCGACUCGCGCGCCAGUAUGAUGCUCUGCUGGUGACGGACGACGUCUAUGACAUGCUGCAAUGGUCAGCCAGCUCUGGCGGUAAGCUGAUGGAGCCUGACCGCGCAUGUGUCGCGCGGCUGGUCGACGUGGACGGCUAUCUCGACGGUGGUCCCGUCGAUGAAUGGGGCCACGCAAUUAGCAAUGGUAGCUUCAGUAAGCUUCUCGGGCCUGGUGUCCGCACGGGAUGGGUCGAGGGGUCGGAAAAAGUGGCCUUUGGAGCAUCGCAGGUAGGGUCCUCUCGCUCCGGUGGUGCCCCCAGCCACUUCUGUUCCACCAUCAUCGAUCAACUGCUGCCUACGGGUAUUCUGGAUAAUCACAUUCGCAAUGUCUUGCAGCCGGCAUACGCCGAACGGUAUCACCUGCUUCUGUCGGCUGUCCAGGAGCACCUGGUCCCGCUUGGUGUAACCGUCGCGCAAGCCUCGACAACCGUCGCUGGCGGAUAUUUUAUAUGGAUCACUUUACCCUCGCCGCUGCUCGCGGCAGCCGUUGUGGUGCGGGCGCAAAAGGAAGAGAACCUGCGCUUAGCUCCCGGUACCCAGUUCCAGGUGCAAGGAGACCCCGAGGUCGCGAACGACCGUUUCGCCAGCCACAUCCGCCUGUGUUUCGCCUGGGCAGAGCCGCGUCACCUGACUGAGGGCGUGCGUAGACUCGCACGCGUCCUGAAGCGAUCACUUGAGUAG